Molecule: messenger RNA, 1289 nt
Organism: Diuraphis noxia (Russian wheat aphid)
Lineage: Eukaryota; Metazoa; Arthropoda; Insecta; Hemiptera; Aphididae
Gene: Mppe
Product: Metallophosphoesterase
Biological process (GO): GPI anchor biosynthetic process
Cellular component (GO): endoplasmic reticulum
Molecular function (GO): hydrolase activity
Source: RefSeq, a predicted model, not a curated record
GUAUUAUAUUAUUAUUGUAUUUACAUAAAGUCAUAAAUAUUUGGUAUAUAGUAUAUACUUAAAUUAAGAGUUAAGAACGUGAUCCCUAGUUUACUACUGCUAUGAGUAUUUUCUAUAUAUUUCAAUUUUUUUUCGUAACUCGUAGAGAACCAUAUAAGUCAUAACUCAAUUAUUGAAUGUUGUUGUACUUCUAUCAUUUAAUAGCUACCUCCAAAUUUUUUUUUGAUUUCAGUCUUCUCUAUAGAGACGAUUGCCUAUUAAAUUGUAUCAAAAAUUACCUAUGUUUAUUAUUUUGCGUUUUUAAUCCCAAUGAACUUAACAUCAUUAAAAUGUUCCAUUUGUUUUAUUUAACAAGGCUGAAGACUGUUUUUGAAUUGACCAAACACAAAUUAAAUGAAUAUAUUUGUUAUUGUUUAGUAUUGCUUUUUGCUUUUACUAUUAUUUACAAUGAAUGGUUGGUGUACUCACUGUAUGCAAGUAAAUGGCCAACAUUAUACUGUGGUAAUGAUAAGUUUUGUAAAACCAUCUUACUAGUUGCUGAUCCGCAAAUGUUAGGAGAAGAAAGAGAAAAUGUAAUAUCACGCUGGGAUAGCGAUCGAUAUUUAUUUAAUACAUAUGGUCGAGCAUUGCAGCAUGUUAACCCUGAUAAUGUUAUAUUUAUGGGUGACUUAAUAGAUGAAGGAUCAUUAGCUGAUCAAAAAACUUUUGAACGUUAUUUACAUAGAUUUAGUAAAAUAUUUUUUUUUAAAAACACAGUUCCUCUUGCAUCCAAAAAUGUAAUUUUUAUUCCAGGAGAUAAUGACAUUGGUGGGGAUGAAGAAAUUGUAAUUCGAGAAAAAGUCGAUAGAUUUCAUCUCUACUUUGGUUCACCAGGAGUAAUUGAAUAUGAAAAGAUAGAAUUUAUCAUGGUAAACCAAUUGAUAGAUUCAAUGCCAAUAAAUACCAAUCCAACAAAUCGCACAAAUACUGUAAAAAUUAUGUUUUCACAUAUUCCUUUGACAACAAAAUGGACAAAAUUUACAGAUAAAGUCAUUAAUGAGUUCAAUAGUGAAUUUAUAUUCUCGGCUCAUGAUCAUACUUCUUUUAAUUUCAUAAGUGAUAUUAAAAAAAGAAAACAUACAUAUGUUCAAAGGCUUGGGCAUAACAGCUUUGAUGAAAUGUCCAAGGCUCAAUGGAGGUUUGGACAACAAUCAUCAAAUUCAGUCAGUGAAAUAAUUGUACCAACUUGUUCGUAUAGAAUGGGAUCAAAGAAUAUAGGAUAUGGUGUAUUAACAAUUGGUAAGAGAUAA